GGGAUUCCAGCAGGGAUGUAAACUGGAAGGAAGAGUGGAUCAUUAAAAGUCCAGAGGAACACCACGGUUGUUUAUUGUUCUGCAUAUGCUCGGUUUGGAUCUGCUUUGACGUCAUCACCUCCGUGUUUUAGCACGCCCAGCCGUGCCUUGAAAAAGUAAGGAACGUUUGGGAGCUGCUGUCACCUGUGUGUUUUGUGUGGAAAGGUCAGGUCGCGAGUCUGCAGAGGCUUCCGAACAGAAAGCCGAGCUGUGAGAGCGAAUCAUCGGUAUGGGUCGGCGCUGAGCGCUGGCUGCCGGUAGGAUGAUCCGAGGAGUCACCGGUGAGGCUGUCGAGCUCGGUUUUGGUUUGCACAGACAAGCGGAGCGGAAUCAACUGGGAGGUCUGAUGGAAAACUAGACACGUCGACGUGUGUUUAGUGUGCGCGCACUGAGAACAGAGCUACAAACCUGGAAGCUGACUGAAGGAACCGUGACACCAUGUGGAGCCCGGGGAGAGCAGCUCUGUGCUGGAUGCUGCUGGAGACGUUUCUGCGCUCUGCUGGAGGUCUCAACAUAUGCAUGAGUGGCAGCGCUACGUCCUGUGAGGAAUGCCUCCUGAUACACCCCAGCUGUGCCUGGUGCGCACAAGAGGACUUUGGGAAGCACCGUUCUCUGACAUCACGAUGCGAUUUCAAGGAAAACUUGCAAAAGAGGGGCUGUGAGCCACGCUUUAUCGAAUACCCGAGAAGCACGACCUCCGUCUUGAAGAACUUACCCCUGAGCACUAAAGGAUCAGGACCAGCACAGUACGACGUCGUCCAGAUUAUGCCUCAGAAGAUCUCUCUCAGCCUGCGGCCAGGAGACCAGACGUGGUUCAGCCUGCAGGUGCGGGAGGUGGAAGAUUACCCAGUGGAUCUCUACUACCUGAUGGACCUCUCACUCUCCAUGAAAGACGACCUGGACACAAUGCUUAACCUUGGUACCAAGCUGGCAGAGGAAAUGGGGAAGCUCACCAGCAACUUCCGUCUGGGCUUUGGGUCCUUUGUGGAUAAAAACAUGUCACCCUUCUCCUACACUGCACCCAAGUACCUGGAGAAUCCCUGCAACGGAUACAAGCUCUUCCCUAAUUGUGUCCCUACGUUUGGUUUUCGCCACAUCCUCUCUCUGACGGAUAAAGUGGACCGUUUCAAUGAGGAGGUGCAGAAACAGAUGGUGUCUCGGAACCGAGACGCUCCGGAGGGCGGGUUUGACGCCAUCCUGCAGGCCGCUGUCUGCAAGGAGGAAAUCGGCUGGAGGAAGGAGGCCUACCACCUGCUGGUGUUUGCCACAGACGACGUGCCGCACCUCGCAUUGGAUGGCCGGCUGGGAGGGCUCGUCCGGCCUCACGACGGUCGCUGUCACCUCAAUGAUCAGAACGAGUAUAGCGCCUCCACAAAGAUGGACUAUCCGUCUCUCGCUCUGCUUGGAGAGAAACUGGCAGAAAAUAACAUCGUCCUCAUCUUUGCCGUAACCAAACGGCUCUACGUUAUUUAUAAGAAUUUCACAGCUCUCCUCCCUGGAACGACAGUUGAAAUCUUGGACCAGGACUCCAAGAAUGUCAUUCAGCUGAUUAUAACUGCUUACAAUAACAUACGCUCCAAAGUGGAGCUGACGGUGUCGGAUCAUCCCGAGGACAUCAGCCUGUCCUUCACUGCCACCUGCCAGGAUGGAAAGCCGCUGCCAGGCUUCCGGAAGUGUGAAGACUUGAAGAUAGGAGACACUGUGUCCUUCCACGUGAGCGCAGAGGCAAGGAGCUGUCCACCCCGUGGCACCGACCAGACCUUCACAAUAAAGCCGGUGGGGUUUAAGGACCGCCUGGAGGUGGCUGUGGAUUAUCAGUGUGACUGUGUCUGCAGCCAAAUGGCACAGAUCAACAGCAGCAUCUGCAGCUCCAUCGGCACGUACAACUGCGGCACCUGUCAUUGCGAGCCUGGCUACCUGGGCGCCCACUGUGAAUGCCAGGAGGGCGAGGCCAGCAGCAUGUACCUCAGUGCCUGCAGGGAAGGCGAGGGCAAGCAGAUCUGCAGUGGAAGAGGCGAGUGCAGCUGCAACCAGUGUCUCUGCUACGAGUCGGAGUUUGGGAAGAUCUAUGGCAGCUUCUGCGAGUGCGAUGACUUCUCCUGCGCGAGGCAUAAAGGCAUCCUCUGCUCUGGUCAUGGAGAAUGCCACUGUGGGCUGUGCAAAUGCCACGCCGGUUAUGUUGGCGACAACUGUAACUGUUCCACAGAGACGUCAUUCUGCUUCUCAGAUGAUGGGAAGAUGUGUAGCGGGCGAGGAAACUGCGUGUGCGGCCGCUGUCAGUGCACCGAGCCAGGGGCGUUUGGAGAUACCUGUGAAAAAUGCCCCACCUGCCCCGAUGCCUGCGGUACCAAGAGGGAAUGUAUCGAGUGUCGGCUUUUCAACUCGGGGCGGCUCGCAGACAACCAGACCUGCCAGCGCUUGUGCAAGGAUAAAAUCAUAACUGUGGAGAUCCUCAAAAAAGAAGAGCCUGGAGCGGUCCUCUGCCUAUAUAAGACAGAAAACGACUGUGUGAUGAAGUUCACAUACUCUGAGCACGCCAGCGGCCGGUCCAUACUCACCGCGCUCAAAGAGCCGGAAACCACCAUCCCUUCAAAUGGGAAGAAACUUCCAGUGGAAGCAGAUCCAGGGUCAGGUUUAAUAGCCGUCUGCUACUUACAGCUGGGAAGGUUCAGAGGACAAGAUGAAGACAGAACUACACAGACACACUGAGCCAUCAAUUCGUUGGAUGGAAGAGAAAAAUUGCAAAGUGCCCUCCUUUUUUAGUGAGACGUACUGCCGUUAAUCAUCCAUCUGGACAGCGAUGUGCUGACAAGGAUUCUGUCUGGGAGGAGGAAGAGUGACAGCCAGUUCAGAAAGAGGCAACCAAAGAAGAAAAAUGUUUAGCAGUGGGGAGGUUGAGUCUGACCUCAUUAAGACAAUCAAUAUUUUAAAUUAUCUGUCAGCACAUAGCCUAGAGGAAGGACACAACAUGGACUCUAGAAAGGUUACAAAGCUCAUAACCCUAAAUAGAAGGUGGUUGUUUACAAUACCUGUAUUAUUCUUCAGUAUAUACUUUAUUUUUCUCAAAGGUUUUUUGGUCUAAUUCAUUUCUAAAGUUCCUAUUUAAAUCAAACCGAUCGAGGAAUACAACUCAAGCUGUCUUUUAUAUAUUGCAGUUGAGAUCACAUCCUGAGGCUUUAUUUAGCAUGGGGUAUUAUUGUGAGAUAAUGCAGACAUCAAUGUUUCCUGGUGCCUGUUUUUUAAAUAAAGCAAAAUUAUUUAUUGUAAAGUUAAUGUAGUGCUUAUGGCUUUUUUUUUUUAUUAGGAUGACCUACAUCCAAUUUAAAGAGACUAGAAAGAACACACACACUGCUAAAUCUGUGUAUGCUUGCUUUAUGUCUCCUGUGUGUGAAUUAUUCCCACAUUCGGCCCGCUGAGGUCACACUCCGUUUCCUGUCUUGCUUGCUAACUUUAUUUUCAUUUUUCAGUUCCUUUUUGCUUGGAAACUUCCCUGCAUCUGUUUUCUCCUUACAGCACCUCUGACCCUGCUUAUACAAGGGAAGAGUAAAAAAGUAAAUACAUCCCCUUUAGAUUCAAAAGCUUUACAUAUUCAGAAACAGAAAAACCCAUAUCAUGUAGUGAAACCAAUACAUUUUAAUGUUAAUGUCAAAAAUGAAGUACUUUUCAAAUAUUAAAUUGUGCCAUAAAUUUAACAAAUUAUAGUCACGGGGAAAAGAAAGUACUCACAAGUGCAGUAAAAUGCACAACAGAUACAAUGCUGCCAUAAUUUAUUAAACAAAACCAAAAUCAUAGGGUUUGUCAAAUACACAGUGCUUCACUUUGCUGGUCUGAUAAAUACAGGUGUGUGUUGAUUAAUGCCAAAAAGAAAAGGCAUCAGCAAUAUCCAGCAAAUAUUGCUGCCCAACAAUCUGGCAAGGGUUGGAAGGCUUUUUCCAAACAUCUUGAUAUCCAUUAUUCUGCAGUGGAAAACAAUAUUUAACUGGGACACAUUAAACACCUCACAACUGUCAAGCAUGGUAGUGGUUACAGCUUCACUUUGCAGUCAGUCAUCCAUGAACUCCUGUGUAUCACAAAGUAUCACAGAGGUUGACUCAUCCAUACAGAGUGGGAAAUGGUAAAUAGCUUGCAUGUGUAUAGGACUUUAAGAAGUCCUCAGAGACCCCACCACAAAAAUACGGUUCAGGGUCUGGUCCAAUAGUGCAUUUUCUGACUUUUAAAGUUUCCUAACAGUCUAAAUAUUGAAGAGUCGUGGAUGAGACAAGAUGGCUGUCUUAAAAGUGACAAGGAAAGCAGCCCUGGUGUUGAGAUUUAACAGGGGAGACAAUAUACCACUCUUAUUAAAGCAAAUGGGAUCUUUUUGUCUCUCAAAUCUUUAUGACUUUAACAGUCUUACUUAUUGGAAAUCGUGGAGGUAAACACUGGUUACCCACAAUCAUCAUAAAGAAAUACAAAUCCUUUCUACUUUUUCACACAAUGUGUUUAACUUACACAAAGUAAUAAGUGCCACACAGCUCACAGGAUGGUGUAAUUGUUAUGUAAAGUGAUAGACUUGUUUUAUUUAAUACUGUUGAACGUUUUUGUGAUUUUUUUGUUUCUCUCUAACUCUGAAUGACGCUUCAAUAAACUGUGGCCAGUUCUGGCAUUAAUUGCG
This is a messenger RNA of Girardinichthys multiradiatus, 4690 nucleotides long. It is a transcript of the gene itgb5, whose product is annotated as integrin, beta 5. The record is from RefSeq and is a predicted model, not a curated record. Gene Ontology annotation, cellular component: focal adhesion; integrin complex; cell surface. Gene Ontology annotation, biological process: cell-matrix adhesion; integrin-mediated signaling pathway; cell adhesion mediated by integrin. Bases 478 to 2748 code for a protein of 756 amino acids. NCBI's taxonomy places the organism in Eukaryota, Metazoa, Chordata, Actinopteri, Cyprinodontiformes, Goodeidae. Gene Ontology annotation, molecular function: integrin binding. The transcript is spliced from 15 exons.